Oryzias latipes (Japanese medaka) is the source of this 3129-nucleotide messenger RNA. RefSeq names its product ADP-ribosylation factor-binding protein GGA1. NCBI's taxonomy places the organism in Eukaryota, Metazoa, Chordata, Actinopteri, Beloniformes, Adrianichthyidae. Gene Ontology annotation, molecular function: ubiquitin binding; phosphatidylinositol binding; small GTPase binding. Gene Ontology annotation, cellular component: trans-Golgi network. Gene Ontology annotation, biological process: Golgi to plasma membrane transport; intracellular protein transport; protein localization to cell surface. The record is from RefSeq and is a predicted model, not a curated record.
GUGAAAGGCAACCUCCCACUUCUCCUGCCACGUCUCAAUGCAAGUCUCGUGAGACUUCACUACGACAUAAAUCUCGUUGUGAUGGCUGCACCGCCUGACACGGAGAGUUUGGAGUCCUGUAUCAACCGAGCAACAAACCCUCUGAACAGAGAGACGGACUGGAGCAGCAUUCAUGCAUUCUGUAACCAGCUCAACAAUGACCUGGAGGGACCUCAGCUCGCCACCAGACUCCUGGCCCACAAGAUCCAGUCCCCCCAGGAGUGGGAGGCCACGCAGGCUCUUCUGUUUCCGUUUCCUCCUGAGGUUCUGGAAACUUGUAUGAAAAAUUGUGGAAAAAGGUUUCACAGUGAGGUGGGCAAGUUCCGGUUUCUGAAUGAACUAAUCAAAGUAGUUUCUCCAAAGUACUUGGGCUCCCGGUCCCCAGAACCCGUUAAGAAGAAGGUUUUGGAGCUGAUCUACAGCUGGACUCUGGCUCUGCCCGAUGAGGCCAAAAUCUCCGAUGCCUAUCAGAUGCUGAAGAAACAAGGAAUCAUUAAACAGGACCCGGAGCUGCCACCAGACAAGCUGCUUAAACUUCCUCCACCUCGACCCAAGAAUGCUGUGUUUGAGGACGAGGAGAAAUCCAAAAUGCUGUCCCGCCUGCUGAACAGCUCCCACCCUGAGGACCUGAAAGCCGCCAACAAACUCAUUAAGGAAAUGGUGCAGGAGGAUCAGAGGCGAGCAGAGAAGGUGUCGAAGCGGGUGAAUGCCAUCCAGGAGGUGAAGGAGAGCGUGGCUCUGCUGACUCAGCUCCUGCAGGACUAUGACAGCAGCACGGCCAGCCAGAGCAAUGAUGAACUCAUCCAGGAUCUCUACCAGCGCUGUGAGAAGAUGAGACCCACACUCUUCAGACUGGCAAGCGACACAGAAGACAACGAUGAAGCUUUGGCUGAGAUCCUGCAGGCCAACGACAGCCUGACGCAUGUCAUCAACCUGUACAAGCAGCAGGUGAAGGGGGAGAUUGUAAACGGAAACAACACGUUAAAUGCGCAGAAACCAACAGGGGGAGGGACAGCACUGCUGGAUCUGUCAGGUCUGGACACGUCUCCCCAGUCGCCUCCCUCCUUUCCAGAGUUUCCCACUCCUACAGACGGCCUCAGCGCCCCCUCGCAGGAGAUGGGGAUCAGUCUCCUUGACGACGAGCUGAUGUCACUUGGUUUAAGUGACGGAACGCACGCCUCCAACCCCCCCUCCCAGCCUGAGGACUCCACAGCGUGGGACUCCUUCCAGUCCUCUGAGAGCACGGAGCCAGACCUCCCAGCAGCUCCCAGCCUCCUCCUGAGUCCCGACCCCCCCUCUCAGCCCCACUCUUCUGGUUCCACCCCCGGGAAUUCUGCUCUGGACGAGCUGGACCUGCUGGGAAAGACGCUGCUGCAGCAGUCGUUGCCUCCUGAGGGUCUGCAGGUCAAAUGGGACAAGCAGCAGUCCAAACCGACUCUGAGAGACCUCCAGAACAAAUCCUGCACGAGCUCCUCUGUAGCCUUCACUCCCGAGCAUCCUGCUCGUCUUCCUAACCUCGGAGCCACGCUGCUGGAAAAAUCCCCAACUCACUUCCAAGCUCCCUCUGCAGAAGUUUCACUAAGUAAUGUGGUUGUUCCCUUAGAAUCCAUUAAGCCCAGUAGUCUCUUACCUGUAACCGUGUUUGAUGGAAACAGUCUGCGGGUUCUCUUCCAUUUUGCUCGUGACUCGCCUCCGUCUCGGCCUGACGUGCUGGUGGUGAUCAUCUCCAUGCUGUCGUCCGCCCCCAUCCCCGUCACCAAUAUCAACUUCCAGACAACUGCUCCAAAGUCCAUGGCGGUAAAACUGCAGCCUCCAUCAGGAACUGAGCUCCCGGCGUUCAACCCCAUCCUCCCCCCUGCUGCCAUCACACAGAUCCUGCUGGUAUCAAACCCAAACAAGGAGAAAGUGAAGCUGCAGUACACGCUAUCCUUCAGCUUAGGGGAGGAGCGGCACAGCGAGAGCGGCAGCAUAGAACAGUUUCCUCCUCCGGGGAAGUGGGGGCAGCUAUAGCAUCCAAACACAACCUGAAACCAAGAAACUUUUUGCUUUGAGAUGUGCCCCCCCCCUCAAAACUGUCCAGCACCACACUGGUUGGAAAACGGUUUCUUUUACAAUCAGACUGUACUGAAUUCAUUUGGGUUACUCAGUCAUGUGCUUUACAUCAGUCAGCUGUUGUCUGCUGGACAUUGCUGCACUCUUUAUUUUAAACUGCAACGAAGACGAGGUGAGCUUACUCAUUAGCUGUGCUAGAUGUUUUUUUUCCGCUCCUUCACCUCAGCAUGCCUGUGAACACUGGACUCAUGCUUGCAGAAAUCCCGCUCAGUAAACAUUAGUUAGUUUGCAGAAAGACAAAAGGCUGUACUCAACUUUAUGUGGUGUUUCUGUUCUGUUUAACAUUUUGAUUCCAGAGAAUGAUUGUUUUGGAAGUACUGUAUUCCCUCUAUCUGGUGUAAGGAAAAGUCUACUGUGAUGUGUGUUCUCUGCCAUAUGUGCCUAUUUUACCAUUGUAACUUUAUUUAAAGUUAAGUGAUUUUUGAAUGAUUUCAUCUGUUACACGUCCAUGUUCUGUCUGAUCAGCUACAUCCUAAUAUAUUCAUCAUGUUUGAUACUGUUAACUUAAAAUGGGACUUCUUCAUUUGACUUAUUUUAACGUUGAAGCAUUUAUCUUGAACUGUAGAGUAUAUGCAAGCUGAGCCGCUCUCAGCACAGCGCCCCAUUCGGACCCGACCGGCUCCUUUCUGCAGUCACCGAUGCAUGUCGGCUUCUCUGCAAGCCACGCCCCCAACAUUCCACUGCACUGAUUCCCAAUAAAUGCCAGCGAUAGCAGAUUGGUUCUGUGCGUCUGACCUGUGCAGUCUGCAAGAGCAGAAAUAAAUGUCCUUUUUCUGCUAUUUCAAAAUGACAUUGGUUUCCAUUGAAGAAAAAUGAAAUCUAUUUAUGAAAAUGUGCUUUUUAUGAAAUGACAUCCAACAACCCAUGAAUGAAUCUUUAGUUUUUGCAGAUCAUGUAUAAAACUUCUUUACUCUCUCUAUACAAAAUGUCUUGUUCUUAUUUCUGUAUUGACAAAAAUAAAAAGAUGAGGCAAUCCUG